Molecule: messenger RNA, 719 nt
Organism: Cuscuta campestris
Lineage: Eukaryota; Viridiplantae; Streptophyta; Magnoliopsida; Solanales; Convolvulaceae
Source: the annotation of a GenBank genome assembly
GCAUCGUGGGUUCCUCCGACAACGGGAUGAGUUCCGAAGCUCCGGUAGGAACUUCAUCGGUUGCCAUGGUUGUGCCGUCCUCACCGCUACCCUUCGGGUCAAGUGUGGGAGCCGCCACCAUGACAUCCUUCUCGGGACCACGAGGGGUUACCCCAUUGGUAAUACGAACCCGUUCCUUGGACCGACUAUGGAUUCGGCCACAACGGUCAACUCUGGACCGAAUGCGAGAUUCAACGCAUCGGUCAAUCCUUUCGUCGGACCUCAUUGGGCAUCCAAUGGACCUUUCCUCCAUAUGCCCAAUGCAGUUGGGCCGAUAUCAGUGCCCGCUAGUACGGUCCAAAGGCCACCAAAGUUCAAUGGCACAAACUUCAAAAUGUGGAAACAAAAGAUGACGUUCUUUUUUACCGUCCUGGUAUUUGCUGAGUACCUACAACAAGAUCCUCCGCAAUCCAACGACGGCAACGACCCCCUCGUGGCGAUGGUGAACCAAGCAUGGUACUAUAACAAUUAUCUCACCAUCAACUACAUUCUCGAGGGGUUGGCUGAGACGUUGUACCCCAUCUAUGCCAGUGCAAACCUUGCUAAGGAACUUUGGGAUAGCUUGAACAAGAAGUAUCAAGAUGAAGAUAUCGGAACCAAAAAGUUCAUCAUCGGGAAGAUGCUGGACUACAAGAGUGUUGACAAAAAAAUAUGUUGCCGCCGAGGCUGAGGAGCUUACG